Messenger RNA from Blumeria graminis f. sp. triticale, 735 nucleotides. The record is from the annotation of a GenBank genome assembly. Lineage: Eukaryota; Fungi; Ascomycota; Leotiomycetes; Helotiales; Erysiphaceae.
AUGCCCGGCGCCUUGGGGUCCUCUUGUCAUUUCAAACAUAAACAUGACACCUCUUCUUCAAGCCUAUCUACAUAUCCCUACUCAUCAACUCUCCCCUCGUACCGUAGCGCAGUAGCUCAAUCAACACAAGAUACAAGGGCACCUAGGAACCAGUCUUUAGAUAUAUCACACGAAACAUCAUUCACACCACGUGGAAUAGAACUUCCCCACGAUAUCCACUUAAAUAAAACUGACUAUCAAUUGGGACUCUCACUUUCACCACGUUCUCAACGCUCCAGUAUCUCAGGCUCAUUGUCUGCACGUCCAGCAUGUAAGGACACGCCGCAUCUUGACACAUCCGUCAUGGUGAUAGACAGCUCUGAUAUACUAGACGUAUGCUGGCGAGAGAUAUUGUCGUCAUCAUCGCUAUCUAGAUCUAUGGAAGGCGAAGAUUCCGUGAUAGAUGUCGAUCAGGAAUCAACUCGAGAGAUAGAUGUCGACGAGGGCUACUGUGACGAAAUGGAUACAGAUGCUGCAAUACGCGCCGAAACAGUGUGGAUACAGAUUCACGCACUCAUUACAGGCGAUGUUACCCAGAGAGCAAGUGAAAUAUUUGGUAUGCGAAAAACAUCGGCCCUCAGAUCGCAACGAAGUGGUGAGGUAUUUCCGGAAAUAAGGCCAACGGUCCGAAAUAAAAUUCGGAUGAGAAAGACGUCUACCACUCUAAAUAGAGUUACCAAUAAUAACAGAGGAUGA